AUGAAACCGCUGCACCGUGAAUACGACGUUCCUGCAAAAAUCGUGGCAGCAAACGAACUCAGCACAACGCUCAAGGAUGUAUUUGAUUUGGCCGUCUUCUCCCAAUUGUUGGAGAUGGAUGAGGAAGAAGAUCGAAAGAUUAGCUCAACAUCACUUUAUGGCUUCAUUGAAAGUGGCGAGGAGAAGGUGGAUACUAUGGAUCACGCCCUUUCUCAGUAUGAGGCAAUCUAG
Molecule: messenger RNA, 231 nt
Organism: Penicillium cinerascens
Lineage: Eukaryota; Fungi; Ascomycota; Eurotiomycetes; Eurotiales; Aspergillaceae
Exons: 3
Coding region: 1-231 (76 amino acids)
Biological process (GO): phosphorelay signal transduction system
Source: RefSeq, a predicted model, not a curated record